Molecule: messenger RNA, 869 nt
Organism: Linum trigynum
Lineage: Eukaryota; Viridiplantae; Streptophyta; Magnoliopsida; Malpighiales; Linaceae
Source: the annotation of a GenBank genome assembly
CGCUUUAGGAAGUGGUUUCACUUGGCCAAUUCCUAGGGUGACUGUAGAAGUGAGUCACGAAGCCAUGAAGGAGCUGGGUGUCUUGAAAAGCAAGCUGGCGGAAGAUAUGGAGGCGGUGAGGGCGCGGGUUCGGGACGAGCUCCGGGUUGAGUUCCAAGGGGAGAAGGAGAAGAUGGAAGCGGAUCACGCCGAGGAGCUGCGGCGCGUUCGAGAGCAGUUCCAGACGGAACGGGAGGAGUUCCAGAAGGAGAAGGAGGAUCUUGUCCGCCUUCAUGACGUGGCCAAGGCGGAGGCUGUGCGUGAAGCGCAAGUUGCCGCGGUCCGUCAGUAUAGAUCUUCUCCUUCUUUCGGGAAGGUUUUGGCGGACGCGAUGACAAAAACUGUGAUUGCGAUCCGCAAGAAGGUUUGCCCGGAAAAUCCCGGUGUUCGUUGGAACACUCGCGCUAUGGUCGAACACGUUCAAAUGUGGUUGCGCGAGAAGAGGUCAUUGGAGCCCGAUACCGAGUCUGAGGACGAGAAAGAUGAAGAGGGCGAGGAUGAGUCGUCCGAAGCUAGGGAUGGGGAAACUGGCGUGGCAGCUGACAAGGUGGCUGUGGACGCGGCGGCAGAAGAGGGAGGGGGGGAAUGCAACUGUAACUGACAACGUUGUAGAUUCAGUAUAGGUUAUGUUUCCCUUUGUUUUCUGUGAUGUGUUAUUUGCUAUCUCCCAGUGGGAAAAUCCAAAGACAUGAAUAUUCUCUAAGUUAUGUUGCGUUGCCUUUUCCUAUUUCACUUGUUGCACUGGUUUUUUUUCCUUUUAAGUUACAUCGCGUUGCAUUUGUGUUGUGUCGCAACUCGUGGUUGCGCUAUACGUCGCGCAUCAUAUGCGU